AUGAAUAUACAGUGUAAAUUCAUUCACAUACCGCCAUACCCACACCGCCAUACCCACACCGCCAUACCCACACCGCACUACCCACACCGCACUACCCACACCGCACUACCCACACCGCCAUACCCACACCGCACUACCCACACCGCCAUACCCACACCGCACUACCCACACCGCACUACCCACACCGCACUACCCACACCGCACUACCCACACUGCACUACCCACACCGCCAUACCCACACCGCCAUACCCACACCGCCAUACCCACACCGCCAUACCCACACCGCCAUACCCACACCGCACUACCCACACCGCACUACCCACACCGCACUACCCACACCGCACUACCCACACCGCCAUACCCACACCGCCAUACCCACACCGCACUACCCACACCGCCAUACCCACACCGCACUACCCACACCGCACUACCCACACCGCCAUACCCACACCGCACUACCCACACCGCACUACCCACACCGCCAUACCCACACCGCACUACCCACACCGCACUACCCACACCGCCAUACCCACACCGCCAUACCCACACCGCCAUACCCACACCGCACUACCCACACCGCACUACCCACACCGCCAUACCCACACCGCACUACCCACACCGCACUACCCACACCGCACUAUUUGUUAG
Salvelinus namaycush (lake trout) is the source of this 648-nucleotide messenger RNA. RefSeq lists its product as uncharacterized. The transcript has a single exon. The record is from RefSeq and is a predicted model, not a curated record. Lineage: Eukaryota; Metazoa; Chordata; Actinopteri; Salmoniformes; Salmonidae. The coding region runs from base 1 to 648 and encodes 215 amino acids.